GGGAAGCCAUUGGAAAGGGUAAAAUAAUGAGACAAGUUUCACUGUAUUGUCUUUAUCUCUCAAUCAAACUGUGUCUCUCCCAUUCCCCUCGUAUUAAUCUGGUUUUGCUUCAUAAUUCCUAUUUUCCCCUUCCAAUCCCAGUAGCAUAAUUCUUCCAGCAACAGCUGAGAUUCACAGAGGCCGAGAGGCGGCCAAACGGGGUUAAUUAGCCUUGUUCGGUCCCUCUCUUUCUUCUGUUUUUCCCUCUGCCUUUUCGCUUCUUAACCUUUCUGGGUUUCGCUUUUAAUGCCCGCCCCCUUCGACCCUGUUGCCUCUUUCUGAUGCCCCGUAUCGGAUCUUCUUGAAUCUGUUGCGGACGGGCAUCAACUGAAUUCUGGUUUUUUCUCGUUUGUCGACAAAAUGAAAAUAAAGCUUGGAUCCAAGAAAGGAUGGAAAUCCAUUGUCCCUCUACGUAAAGGAAAAUCAUCAUCUCCCUCUUUUUGUCUAUUUUCCAAAUCUAAGUCAGUUAACUGUGGUCCAGGCAAAACACCAGUUUAUCUAAACGUGUAUGAUUUAACCCCUAUGAAUGGCUAUGUCUAUUGGGCAGGGCUUGGUAUCUUUCACUCUGGUGUAGAAGUCCAUGGUGUAGAAUAUGCAUUUGGAGCUCAUGACUACCCGACCAGUGGCGUUUUUGAGGUCGAACCUCGACAAUGCCCAGGCUUCAAGUUUAGGAGGUCAAUAUUGAUUGGCUCAACCUGCCUUGAUCCUCGUCAAGUCAGGGAGUUCAUGGAGCACCGCUCUUCGAGCUACUACGGCGAUACGUAUCACCUGAUUGUGAAGAACUGCAAUCAUUUCUGCAAGGAUGUCUGCCAUCAGCUGACUGGGAAAUCAAUUCCAAAAUGGGUGAACCGGCUGGCUAAAAUAGGCUCCGUCUGCAAUUGCAUACUUCCCGAUUCCCUAAGAAUAUCUGCCGUAAAACACGACCCCGCAUUCGUGCCGUUAGAGACCGAGAAGACGAAGCUAACGAAUAGCUUCAGUUGCUUGUCGUCUAUCUCAAUGCGGCAGAAGCAGCUGUCUUCAUCUUCAUUGUUUCUACAGUCGCCAUUGAAAGGGUGGGAUUUGAAAAAGUCCGACAGUGAAACCCCAUGCCUCAAAGGAUAGGUGAGAAAAUUUGUUUGUUCUAAAUAUCUUUUCUGGGAAGAAGGAAAUUUAUCUUUUCUAUUCCACAUAAUUUGUUGGGAGAUGCUUGCCGAGUAGAUGUUGGCAAAAUCUCUGUUAGAUGACAAACCACUAGCCUUGCAGUGUAAAUGUACCUCUGUUUCUGGAUCGUUUCAAUGAAUUGAAUGGUCCUUACCAUGCUGCCUCUCUCAUUUAAAAGCGGAAAA
Momordica charantia (bitter melon) is the source of this 1364-nucleotide messenger RNA. Its product is annotated as PPPDE putative thiol peptidase family protein. NCBI's taxonomy places the organism in Eukaryota, Viridiplantae, Streptophyta, Magnoliopsida, Cucurbitales, Cucurbitaceae. The record is from RefSeq and is a predicted model, not a curated record. Gene Ontology annotation, molecular function: deubiquitinase activity. Gene Ontology annotation, biological process: protein deubiquitination.